AUGAAAAUACCAGGAAUCAUUGUAGUCAGUAGCAGCAAUACCAAACCUAAAUCUCUGAUAAAGUUAAUAACGAAAUCACAGGAAAUAAAAGAAGCCAGUGAGAACCCAGGUUUGAUAAAACACCCUUGGUACAUUGAAACCAAAUACUAUACAGCAGAAGUGAAUUUCCUUGGCUUGGAAAAUGAUUUCCCAAGAUCUGACGACUUCAAUAAUCAAAUUGAAGCAUUGAUAAUCCAUAUGGACACAAAUAAAGAUGCAGGUCUAGAGGAUUUGAGUAAAUGGGACAUCUUUGAUAAAGAUUGUAGUUUAGAAGUUAAGAUACUAGUAUCUAAUUAUUGUAACAGCACUACAAAAAUUACCAAAAGUAAAGCACUGGAAUGGUGUCUAGAGCAUGGAUUUGAAUUCAUUGAGCUCUACCCUUUGCCUUCAAACUCUUAUGAAGAUGAGGAUAACAUGAGUGAAGAUGAAUCAUUUGAGGAAAAGGGAGGUGUAGAGAGAAUAAUUGAAGCAUUACAGUCACACACUUGGCCAAACUUAGUGAUGAAAGAAAAAGACAAAACAAAGAAAAGUUCAGAAAAAAAACUUCAAGGAGAAGAUCCAUUUCCUGUUGAAGAUCUUGAUGAAUUUGCAAAACUUUUUGCACAGAUACAUACAAUAAAAGAUAGCCUUGGUGGCAUGGCUACAAGUGAAAGAAAACAGUAUGCAGAACAAAUGGUUACUGCCUUUUGGAAAGCAAUUGGGGGAGAUGAAGAAGAGUUAUUUGAUGUUUAA
Phaedon cochleariae (mustard beetle) is the source of this 771-nucleotide messenger RNA. The record is from the annotation of a GenBank genome assembly. Lineage: Eukaryota; Metazoa; Arthropoda; Insecta; Coleoptera; Chrysomelidae.